Molecule: messenger RNA, 510 nt
Organism: Rotaria sp. Silwood2
Lineage: Eukaryota; Metazoa; Rotifera; Eurotatoria; Philodinida; Philodinidae
Source: the annotation of a GenBank genome assembly
AUGGCUACUGCUAUUGAAAUUGAUAAUUUAUCAUCAAUGAUUCAAGAUCUUGGGAUAGAAGCUUUUAUGAUUGUAGCACGAUCGGACGCUACUUUUCAACCUGUACCAACAACUCCACGAACACUUCAGUUCUAUGAUAAAGUCGAAAUUUUUACUGGUAUCUUGAAUUUCCAUUUAGCUCCAAAGAUAUUCGUCAUAAAAGAUGUCGAGUUGACCUUAAAUCUUAUCGAAUGUAACCGUUCAGUUGUUGAGCGGCUUCUUAAUUUUUCUUCACUGAAUGAUAUUAUUCGAAAAUUUAAAGAAUAUGAAACAAUAACAUCACAACAAGUCAACAUGGUUAAUUCAAAAGUCCUCAUGCCAUUCACAAAGACAGAUGCAUUUCUUCUUGAACAAGAACAAUUGCGUAACCGAGCAUCACAAAAGAUCAUAACUCAAUUGGGUGAACCACCAUUAGUAAAGAGUAAGCUUCGUUCAGGUAGUGAUGGCAACAACAAACAUACAACUAAAUAA